AUGGAAAUUGUUAGACAAUUAACAGGUUUAUCUGUUUCACAUUUAAGACAAUUUCGUGAUGAUGAUUCAUACAUUGAUCGUUUAAGUCAUCGUUAUACUACGACACUAUGCGUUGUAUUCGCUAUAUUAGUUACGACAAAGCAGUAUGCAGGUGAUCCAAUUGAUUGCUGGGUUCCAGCACAGUUUAAACAAUCGUACGAAUCAUACACUGAUAGUUAUUGUUGGAUAGCUAACACAUAUUAUAUCCCAAUAGAUCAAGAUUUACCAGAUGAUGAGCCUGGUCGACGAAAUAAAGAUAUUGUAGGUAUUCAAAGAUAUUCAGUUAUUUUGUAUCUAUUUCAUACAAGUCCUAUUCUCAAAUUAGUUGAAGGGAAAAAGUCAUUAAUUCAGAGGUGGACAAGAUUAGAUUUAGUUAAUUUAGUUGAUGCAGCUAUUAAAUAUGAACAAGUUGAACAAUUUGAAUCACGUGAACGCAUCAUGAGUUAUUUAAUAGUAAAUAUUGAACGUUAUAUAGCCGCGCGUGCUCAAUUAACACGUCGUCGUUUUGAACGUCCACUUUAUUGUUUACGAAAAUUUUUACGUCUUUUCUUAUUUUGUUCAAAUCGUCAUUAUGGAAACUAUUUAGUUGUCGUCUAUUUUAUUGUUAAAUUAAUGUGGUUGGUUAAUACAUUAGCACAAUUAUUUUUACUCAAUGCUUUUUUAGGAAAUGAUUAUUAUUUAUUCGGUUUUGAAGUUAUUGAAAAAUUAUUUAAAAAUCAACGAUGGACCGAAAAUCGACAUUUCCCAAAAGUGACUUACUGCGAUUUUAAAAUACGUGAAAUUGGUAUCAAUCAUUUUUAUACUGUACAGUGUGUAUUAAGAAUUAAUUUAUUUAACGAAGUCAUAUUUAUUAUCCAAUGGUUUUGGUUAAUAUCCAUAAGUGCAGCAACAAUUUAUGAUUUUCUAUUAUGGUUGUACUAUUGUACGGUGCCAAAGGAAAAGAUUCAUUUUAUUAAACGUCAUCUUGGAAUUAUGUCUGCAUAUAAUCCACAAGAUGAAAAACAACAAGCCAGAGAAUUUGUAUUGCAUUACUUAAAAGAUGAUGGUGUCUUUGUUUGUCGUCUAUUGGCUAUUAACGCUAGUGAUCUUGUUGUUACAGAAAUUAUUAAUGAACUAUGGAAACGAUAUAAAACACGUUCGUUCACUUUUAGAGAUAAUAAAGAUAUGUUUCUAAACGGUGGUGAUAAUAAAACUUAUACGACUACACAACAAAAGGUUAUUACAGCCAAAUCUAAAAUAUCGUUACCUCCUCCUCUACCCCCAUUUCCAUCCUUUCGAACAACAACAACAAGCGGAACAAAAACGACAACGGGUGAAAAAACAGAUGCGACAGCUAAAGAUACAGAUGUAUGA
Didymodactylos carnosus is the source of this 1392-nucleotide messenger RNA. The record is from the annotation of a GenBank genome assembly. NCBI's taxonomy places the organism in Eukaryota, Metazoa, Rotifera, Eurotatoria, Philodinida, Philodinidae.